UGUGGUGGAAGGCAGUGCGCCGGGAAGUGGUUGUUCCAGGAGUCCGCGGAGAGAGUGAAGAGACCGUUAGCACGUCGAGUGCGAAACUCAAUAAUGAUACUAUGAAAUGAAAUACGUUGCGCUGAUAUUAGUGUGUUGUAUUUUAGUUUGUGCUCAGUGUGCUCCACUUUGUUAUUACGGGGCUUCAGAAAAUGUGGUAGUGCGAACUUCUCUCAGGUAGUGUCAACAGAAAAUGCCUAGGAUUAUUAAAGUAUUAUCGUGCAAGGACUCUAAAGUUAGUAAGAAAAAAAAAUGUUAGAGACGAUGUAAAAUGUUAAUAUCGUCUCAGUCGCCGUAGCCAGAGGGGAGCAGACAGAAAAAAAUAUGUCGUUUGGGACAGUCACGAAAUGCACCCUGGUGACGGCCGUGCUGCUCCUGUCUUUGCCGAACGCGACCGAAGCGUUUUCCCUCAACAAUUUCCUCUACGACGCAGCCUCCGCCUGGUUCUGGAGUGGCCCCGGGAGCCUCCUCAAAGCCGUCAGCGCCUACUUCGGCUUGGGUGGAGGUACGGUCAUCGUCUACGAUGCCUUGAACUACAAUUACUUUGGUGUCGGUCCCGCCAUCAGAGAAUGGCUGGGUGUGGCGGUGAAGGAGGGCGGCAGCGCCAUCGCCGAGAACUCCCUCUACCUGUUCGCGAAAAUCGUCGUCACGAUCCUUCGGGCCAUUGUCGAAGGAAUCGGAUGGCUGAUUUCGAGCAUCGCAAAUAUGGUAGGAAACAUAAUAUGGAGCUAUCUGCUGCUGCUCAUUCCUACGAUCACUCCUGGUAUAGCUAGUCUCGCCGGAUUUGCUGGCUUCACGGGUUUCGCCGGUUUUGGUGAUUUCCAGAAUAUUUUUGGGAAUAUCACCAACAGCUUCUCUGGCAUUCCUGGUAUCGUGGUGGUGGAUGGCGGCGUCGGCAUUCAAGCCGACCUGAACAAAAAUGAUCUCGAAGUCAAAAAUGCCUUUCCAAAGGUUACUAGUGACAAAGAAGGCGCCAAUACGAACAUUCGUUCGCUGGAACCAAAGGUCUCUAUGCUACGGGGGCGUAGGGACUCAGGGACGUCCUUUGACAGUGUGAGGGGGACCUUCAUCGCCGCUGCGUCUCAGGACCGCUUGCAGUGCCUUCCCCUUGUCCUGUGUGCCAUAUACGCUGACCCAGGGGAUUCCGUGAGCCCUCUUCAGUCGCAGUUCAAAAAGGAAUUCAGGCUUCUGUUCCCUAAGAAGAACACUCCGAUCUGGGCAUCGCCUUAUAUUACGGCAGCCGACUUGGGAGAGACAGUGAUUUCGGCUUCCGAAUGCCAAGCUCAAUACCCAUCUUGCCCAUUUUCUUCUGGGCAUCUCAAGCGCUUGAUAUUUAAGUAUUUGGAUGCCGAGUGGAGUCAAGGAAAGGUCAAUAGACUAUAAACUUUGACCUUAGCAGACGAUGUCACGCGACCUGUUGUGUGGCAAGUUCUGUAGUACCUACGUGUAUAUUCGGCUGAAAUCAUCCAGGGUGCCUUGAAGUGAUGCUGGAUUCAUCACCGAGCAUUUUGGGAUGUUUGUAUUGAUAGCAUUUAUUUAUUCAUAAUUUUUCAUUCCAUAUGUUUGCGUCUCUUCAAACUCUCGAGAGGAAAUCCUCUUCUUCCUCUGGGUCUCAGGAAGUGUGGAGUUUAUUCAGCUCAUUUUCAUCUGUGAUAAAAUGAUGCUUUCCGUAGAUAGUUGAACAAAUCCUCAAAAGCAUCAGUCUUUUACAGAUGCUUUUUAAGCACUGCUUUUCAUUUUAGGCGGUAGCAAUUGUCUUCCCUUUUCAUGCAUCAGUGUCCUAAAUCAAAACUACCUAAAAUCCUAUAUGUUAAAAUACUUUAAUGAAUAUUUGAAAGUGUUGUUGCAACUACAUGCCCUAUUUACAAAACUGACUGACCUCUUGAGGCGGUUUAACUUCCAAAUUACUGAAAACUAAAAAUUCUUCCAUCUGUAUAAUUGAAAGAUUGGAUUCAGUACAUACCUUAUAAUAUUAAAGUGUAUAAAACAAAUUUAAAAGAUCGUAUUUCUCUGAUAUGUCUAAUGAGUAUAUUUGGAACAGAUGUAAGUUUGUGAAGCUCGAAUAAAUGUCAAAGAUAAAGAAACAAGAUAUUGCUAAAAAGAGCAACAAGACUAUAUUGGUUAUAGCCUCAUCACUAUUUAGAUCUAAUCUCUUAGAAAUUGCAGCGUAUAAUUUAUUGAUAUAUUUCAGUCUUCAUAAAGUUAAGUAAAUUAGUGUUAAGUGCAGUUUUAUGUCUGAUUAUUUAUUUACAAAGUUAUUGUUAUGACAAUUAAAAGUUACCUUGUUACGUU
This is a messenger RNA of Macrobrachium nipponense, 2331 nucleotides long. RefSeq lists its product as uncharacterized. The transcript is spliced from 4 exons. Lineage: Eukaryota; Metazoa; Arthropoda; Malacostraca; Decapoda; Palaemonidae. Bases 364 to 1422 code for a protein of 352 amino acids. The record is from RefSeq and is a predicted model, not a curated record.